Molecule: messenger RNA, 3407 nt
Organism: Mandrillus leucophaeus (drill)
Lineage: Eukaryota; Metazoa; Chordata; Mammalia; Primates; Cercopithecidae
Gene: CPXM2
Product: carboxypeptidase X (M14 family), member 2
Exons: 14
Coding region: 2-2272 (756 amino acids)
Biological process (GO): proteolysis
Molecular function (GO): metallocarboxypeptidase activity; zinc ion binding
Source: RefSeq, a predicted model, not a curated record
CAUGUCCCGCCCGGGAACCGCUACCCCGGCACUGGCCCUGGUGCUCCUGGCAGUGACCGUGGCCGGGGUUGGAGCCCAGGGCGCAGCCCUCGAGGACCCUGAUUAUUACGGGCAGGAGAUCUGGAGCCAGGAGCCCUACUACACGCGCCCAGAGCCCGAGCCCGAGACCUUCUCUCCGCCACUGCCUGCGGGGCCCGGGGAGGAGUGGGAGCCGCGCCCGCACGAGCCCAGGGCGCCCAAGAGGGCCACUAAGCCCAAGAAAGCUCCCAAGAGGGAGAAGUCGGCUCCGGAGCCGCCUCCACCAGGUAAAAACAGCAACAAAAAAGUUAUGAGAACCAAGAGCUCUGAGAAGGCUGCCAAUGAUGAUCACAGUGUCCGCGUGGCCCAUGAAGAUGUCAGAGAGAGUUGCCCACCUCUUGGUCUGGAAACCUUAAAAAUCACAGACUUCCAGCUCCAUGCCUCCACGGUGAAGCGCUAUGGCCUGGGCGCACAUCGAGGGAGACUCAACAUCCAGGCGGGCAUUAAUGAAAAUGAUUUUUAUGACGGAGCAUGGUGCGCAGGAAGAAAUGACCUCCAGCAGUGGAUUGAAGUGGACGCCCGGCGCCUGACCAGAUUCACUGGGGUCAUCACUCAAGGGAGGAACUCCCUCUGGCUGAGUGACUGGGUGACAUCGUAUAAGGUCAUGGUGAGCAAUGACAGCCACACGUGGGUCACUGUUAAGAAUGGAUCUGGAGACAUGAUAUUUGAAGGAAACAGUGAGAAGGAGAUCCCUGUUCUCAACGAGCUGCCCGUCCCCAUGGUGGCCCGCUACAUCCGCAUAAACCCACGGUCUUGGUUUGAUAAUGGGAGCAUCUGCAUGAGAAUGGAGAUCCUGGGCUGCCCUCUGCCAGAUCCUAAUAACUAUUAUCACCGCCGGAACGAGAUGACCACUACUGAUGACUUGGAUUUUAAACACCACAACUAUAAGGAAAUGCGCCAGUUGAUGAAAGUUGUGAAUGAAAUGUGUCCCAAUAUCACCAGAAUUUACAACAUUGGAAAAAGCCACCAGGGCCUGAAGCUGUAUGCUGUGGAGAUCUCCGAUCACCCUGGGGAGCACGAAGUCGGUGAGCCCGAGUUCCACUACAUCGCGGGGGCCCACGGCAAUGAGGUGCUAGGCCGGGAGCUGCUGCUGCUGCUGGUGCAGUUCCUGUGCCAGGAGUACUUGGCCCGGAAUGCGCGCAUCGUCCACCUGGUGGAGGAGACGCGGAUUCACAUCCUCCCCUCCCUCAACCCCGAUGGCUACGAGAAGGCCUACGAAGGGGGCUCGGAGCUGGGAGGCUGGUCCCUGGGACGCUGGACCCACGAUGGAAUUGACAUCAACAACAACUUUCCUGAUUUAAACACGCUGCUCUGGGAGGCAGAGGAUCAACAGAACGGCCCUAGGAAAGUUCCCAAUCACUAUAUUGCAAUCCCUGAGUGGUUUCUGUCGGAAAAUGCCACGGUGGCCGCCGAGACCAGAGCAGUCAUAGCCUGGAUGGAAAAAAUCCCUUUUGUGCUGGGCGGCAACCUGCAGGGCGGCGAGCUGGUGGUGGCCUACCCCUACGAUCUGGUGCGGUCCCCCUGGAAGACGCAGGAACACACCCCGACCCCCGACGACCACGUGUUCCGCUGGCUGGCCUACUCCUAUGCCUCCACGCACCGCCUCAUGACGGACGCCCGGAGGAGGGUGUGCCACACGGAGGAGUUCCAGAAGGAGGAGGGCACUGUCAAUGGGGCCUCCUGGCACACUGUUGCUGGAAGUCUGAACGAUUUCAGCUACCUUCAUACAAACUGCUUCGAACUGUCCAUCUACGUCGGCUGUGAUAAAUACCCACAUGAGAGUCAACUGCCCGAAGAGUGGGAGAAUAACCGGGAAUCUCUGAUCGUGUUCAUGGAGCAGGUUCAUCGUGGCAUUAAAGGCUUGGUGAGAGAUUCACAUGGAAAAGGAAUCCCAAAUGCCAUUAUCUCCGUAGAAGGCGUUAACCAUGACAUCCGAACAGCCAACGAUGGGGAUUACUGGCGCCUCCUGAACCCUGGAGAGUAUGCGGUCACAGCAAAGGCCGAAGGCUUCACUGCAUCCACCAAGAACUGUAUGGUUGGCUAUGACAUGGGGGCCACACGGUGUGACUUCACACUUAGCAAAACCAACAUGGCCAGGAUCCGAGAGAUCAUGGAGAAGUUUGGGAAGCAGCCCGUCAGCCUGCCAGCCAGGCGGCUGAAGCUGCGGGGGCGGAAGAGACGACAGCGUGGGUGACCCUCCUGGGCCCUGGAGACCCGUCUGGGACCCACGCAAAUUAAACCAACUUGGUAGUAGCUCCAUAGUGGACUCGCUCACUGUUGUUCCCUCUGUAAUUCAAGAAGUGCCUGGAAGAGAGUGUGCAUUGUGAGGCAGGUCCCAAAAGGGAAGGCUGGAGGCUGAGGCUGUUUUCUUUUCUUUGUUCCCAUUUAUCCAAAUAACUUGGACAGAGCAGCAAAGAAAAGCUGAUGGGAGUGAGAGAACUCAGCAAGCCAACCUGGGAGUCAGAGAAAGAGAAAGAGGGGAGCCUGUCCGUUCAGAGCCUCCUGGCUGCCUGGAAAAGGAUUCUGGUAUUUCCCCUGUUUGCGUGACAGCAAAGGUUCCACAUGCAUUUGCAAUUUGCGCAGCUAAAAUUGCAGCAUUUCCCCAUCUGGGCUGUCCCAAAUGUUACCAUUUGAGAUGCUCCCAGGCAUCCUUCGAGAAUCCACCCUCUCUGGCCCUGGGACAUUGCAAGCUGCUACAGAUAAAUUCUGUGUUCUGUUGACAAUAGUGUCAUUGCCAAGUGCACAUCAGUGAGCCUCUUGAAUCCAUUUAGUCUCCUUUUUCAACAAAGAAGUGUGUUCAGAAAAGGAGAGAGAGGCUGAGAUCACUCAGGAGUUUUGUUGGGCGGUAAGCAUGGAGCUUCUUGCACAAAUUCUGGGUCCAUAAAGAACCCCCAAACUCCCUGCAGAUCCAGUAGCACUGGAGUCUCCCCAAGUAGGGAAAACCAGAGGUGCCAGCCUUCCUGAGGGGCCAGAUAAUUUAGCCUGGAUCUCCUCUUUUACCUGCUAGGACUGGAAAGAGCCAGAAGGGGGGUGGCCUGAAGCCCUCUCUCUGCUUGGGGUAUUGCCCUGUGUGGAACUGCGUGCUCAUGGGCUGGCUUCAUGUCAGUCUGGGAGUUAUUUUUGAUAUGUGGAAUGCCAGAUCUUCCAAAUUAGGCUAAAUGUAAUGAAAACCUCUUAGGAUUAUCUGUGGAGCAUCAGUUUGGGAAGAAUUAUUGAAUUAUCUUGCAAGGAAAAAGUGUGUCUCCGUUUUUGUUAAUGUUGCUGCCUCAUUGACCUGGGAAAAAUGAAAAAAAAUAAUAAUAAUAAAGAAAGCAAAUGGUAAGACCCUU